GCGAUGCGCCGGCGGGUGAAAGGGACGGUGUAAUGCAAGUUACGUUUCCGUCUGCGGGUCCCUGGAGCGCCAGCUCAUCUCCAGCUCAUCUCCAGCUCAUCUCCACAUAACGGUUCGGUAUCUCCCGGGCGGGCCCGUUAUUACAGGCGGAAAGGGCGGAGAGACAGAGACGGGGGGGAUGCAUGCACAGCGCCUCGGCGAGCAAGGGCGUUGAGACGCGGCUCUGCGCGACCAGCUGAGCGCAGAUAUUUUGCGGGCGUCGCUCCACCGUGGGCGAGGAUGCGUACAGAUAUGCGCUGGGGGCGCCUUUGAUGGCACCGGGGAGCUGCGAACGCGGGGACGUCGAAAGCCGUCGCUUCUUCCGAGGUGAAAUGGUGGGGUGAGCGCGCAGCAUCUUCUUCGCCCCUGGAUAACGAUACGCGCGCUGCAGUUGGGCAAAUUCAGCAGAGGUCUCCGCUCGUGGGAGUGAAUGCCAAACGGCGCCGAGCGCGCGCGCGCGCGCUAGGCAAUAGCACCGGCAGCGUACAAGUGGAGAUUUAAGAGAGAAGGCGAGGGCACGCUCUGGUCCUGCAGCCUGAGUCUGUCCGUCACGCAGCUCGCUCCUGGUAGCCCGCGGUGCGCUCCGAAACCCUGCGCGACGGAGAAGGAAAAGUGCGCCUAUUUCUGCCAUCAUGCACGCACACGUUUGUUUGCAUUCGCUCUAAAGAUAAAAGCCUUCAGAGUUAACACUGCGCUGCCAGCCGUGUCGGCACCGAGGGGGAGAGACCCCAGCAUCGAUACCACCACCAAACUGCGAGCUGCGCUCGGCGGAUUUUGGAGAGGGAAAAGCCUGCUCCGCGUGUCGUGACAACUCCCGGCUUCCAGUACUGAAUCUGUUCGGUUAGCCAAGGAAAGGCAACAUGGGAGAGCAGCCAAUCUUCAGUACCAGAGCCCAUGUCUUCCAGAUUGACCCCACUACUAAAAAGAACUGGGUCCCCACCAGCAAGCACGCGGUCACCGUCUCUUACUUUUAUGACAGCACCCGUAACGUCUAUCGCAUCAUCAGUCUGGACGGAUCCAAGGCCAUUAUCAACAGUACAAUCACACCCAACAUGACGUUCACCAAGACAUCGCAGAAAUUCGGCCAGUGGGCAGACAGCCGGGCCAACACCGUCUAUGGGCUUGGCUUCUCCUCCGAGAGUCACCUGAGUAAAUUUGCGGAAAAGUUUGCGGAGUUUAAGGAAGCCGCCCGGUUAGCGAAGGAGAAGUCUCAGGAGAAGAUGGAGUUGACCAGUACCCCUUCCCAGCUCUACCUGCAUCUGAGCCAAGCCUGCAGAGCUGGUGCUUACCUGGCUAAGGAAUCGGCCACAGGUGAACUCCAGUCACCUUUAACCCCGGAGAGUAUCAACGGAACGGAUGACGAACGAGUCCCACGUGACGCCUCUCUGAACUCGGAACCGCGAGCGGAGCCCAACACGGUCCCCUUUCCUCACAGCAGCUCAAGUGCCAUCAAUAAACACUGGGAGGCCGAACUUGCCGCCCUGAAGGGAAACAAUGCCAAGCUAACGGCAGCGUUGCUCGAAUCUACGGCCAACGUCAAACAGUGGAAGCAACAGCUGGCUGCCUACCAGGAGGAGGCAGAAAGACUACACAAACGGGUGACGGAGCUGGAGUGUGUAAGCGGACAGACGGCAGGCAUCAAAACGCAGAAAACGGAGCUAAAUCAGACAAUUGAAGAACUGGAGGCGGCGCUGAAGGCCAAGGAGGAGGAGCUCGAAAGAUUAAAAGCCGAAGUUGAGCGCGCCAGCGAGCUACAGCUACAGAAAGAUGCGGUCAGUCAGAAACUCCAGGAAACAGAAACACGGAAUGCAGAGCUGGAAGCUCAGCUGGCCGGGCUGGAGCAGCGGGUGGAGACCAGUCAGGUGGAGCAGGAAUCUUUCCGGAAGAGUCUGCGCUCGCUCCUCGAGCUCCUGGAUGGCAAGAUCUUCGAACUGACCGAGCUGCGAGACAGCCUGGCCAAGCUCAUUGAUGGCAGUGGCAGCUAGAGCGCCCUCCGGUGGAGAAAACUGACCUUAAAACGCGCGCACACGCACACACACACAUAUACCUACACACACACUCGCACGCACGUAUGCACACACACACACGCACACACACGCGCGCGUGCACAGGGAUAUGAGAUGUUAAUUUACAUGUAGACGCUGUGCAGUGUGGAGAGAAACGUAGCUCUCUGCACAGACGUGAACACACACAGAUGUUCACAGGUGCCUGCACAUAUAUAGAGGGGCUUUACAGAUACACACACUCGACAUAUAAAGACCUAGUUGGGAUUUCAACCUGAUGUUCUGUUUCAUUUCUUCAUUACUACAAGCAUCUCUUUACAAACACUUAUGGACACAUAAAGAAGCAUCUCAGAUCUUUAUGGUUUCGUUUCUUUUUAAAAACCAGGAAGCAUUCCACAUGAAGAGGACAGACACAGGACACAAUCAUCCAGCUUCCGUUGCAGUGCUGAGUACGGUCCAGGGGGGCGGGGGUUUCCGAGCCGACCUCUGAAGACUACGCCGUAGAUUUACAUACGAACGCCCUGCGUAAUCAGGUUUUAUGAGUCCUAUGAAGAUGUGCAGCACCGCUACCCUUCCAACCAAUUUGGUGAUGCGUGAAUAGUUGAUUUGAUGUGGUGCGGCUACAUGGUGUUGCGGGGUGAAGGGGGUAGUUACGCCUCAUGGGAAAGGCUUGGUUGGCUGUUUGUCUCUCAACAGCUGGACAUUUAUGGGGGACACACGUGUUCAAACACUCAAAGUGGAUGGAUCCUUUCUCUGCUCCGAAGCUACACUCUAAACACACAAACCUGCUAACCAUUGACUCAGUGUCUUUUAUAUACAUCUGGCAUCCCUUGCAAGAGACUUUUGUUUUAUUUUGGAGGGGCUUUUAAUUUCAGGUCCCUACUUUGUCACCUAGAGGACCUCACAAAUGGGGACAUUUGUCUCCGCCCGAACACAUCCUAAACGGGGACGUCAUCCUUCCACUAUCCGAGCAAUACAAAAAAAAAAAAAAAAAAGACAGAAAAAAGAGGAGUGAGACAAGAAAAACAAAACAUCUCACUAUCAGGUAUUCUACUUCCCUCUUCUGAGAGAGGUGAUGAUGUAUGCGAACACACAAACACAAAACACUUGACACGUGCUUGUGGGGGGGGACAACAGGUCCAGUCAGCAGUGACGCUCGUGCAUUUCUAUACAUUUUUCUAACAUAUAAACACGACAGGUUUAUAGUGCACUUGUGAAAAUGGAACUCACGAGAGUUGGGUGGAUUUAAAGGUCUUUGGGUUGUUUGUUGGUUUGUUUGUUUUUGAGGUGCAGUGGUUGAUAUGGCACUGUAUAAUUCCUGGUUAUUUAUUGUAAAACUAUAUUCUAUUCACAGAUCUUGAAUUAAUUUAACUAUUAUUUUGAGGAGAAGUAUUUUCAUCGACCUCAGACGAAUUUUGCUUUUGCUUUUUUUUAUUGUGUGUGGUAAAAGAAUAUUAUGGCUGUUUUUUAUGUGAAGAAAAAAACUGGCAAUAUUUUUAAAACUGUUUAAAACUAUUUAAAGGGAAAUGGUACAGACACUUGUCCAAAGCAGGUGGAACUUUGCAGAGAGGUGUGUUUUUUGCCAAAUAUAUGUUUUCCUGUACAGAUUAACUUGAUCAAGUUGCCUUUGGUACAACAAAUGCAUCAAUGGUAGCGAUGGUACUUUUGUGGAGUUUACUUUUGCCAAAAAUCUGUGAUCAUGUAUAAUGCCAUACACUAACAGUAUACGUACACCUGAAGAA
This is a messenger RNA of Electrophorus electricus (electric eel), 3784 nucleotides long. It is a transcript of the gene homer1, whose product is annotated as homer scaffold protein 1. The record is from RefSeq and is a predicted model, not a curated record. Gene Ontology annotation, molecular function: G protein-coupled glutamate receptor binding. Lineage: Eukaryota; Metazoa; Chordata; Actinopteri; Gymnotiformes; Gymnotidae. Gene Ontology annotation, biological process: G protein-coupled glutamate receptor signaling pathway.